AUGGCCACCAUCACCUGCACCCGCUUCACGGAAGAGUACCAGCUGUUCGAGGAACUGGGAAAGGGAGCCUUCUCCGUCGUGCGCAGGUGCGUGAAGGUGCUGGCUGGCCAGGAGUAUGCUGCCAAGAUCAUCAACACCAAGAAGCUCUCGGCCAGAGAUCACCAGAAGCUGGAGCGCGAGGCCCGCAUCUGCCGCCUGCUGAAGCACCCCAACAUCGUGCGGCUCCACGACAGCAUCUCGGAGGAGGGCCACCAUUACCUGAUCUUCGACCUGGUCACGGGCGGGGAGCUGUUUGAAGACAUCGUGGCUCGGGAGUACUACAGCGAGGCGGAUGCCAGUCACUGUAUCCAGCAGAUCCUGGAGGCCGUGCUCCAUUGCCACCAGAUGGGGGUGGUGCACCGGGACCUGAAGCCGGAGAAUCUGCUGCUGGCCUCCAAGCUCAAGGGGGCGGCCGUGAAGCUGGCGGACUUCGGCCUGGCCAUAGAGGUGGAGGGGGAGCAGCAGGCUUGGUUCGGGUUCGCGGGGACUCCGGGGUACCUCUCCCCGGAAGUGCUGAGGAAGGACCCGUACGGGAAGCCCGUGGACCUGUGGGCCUGCGGGGUGAUCCUGUACAUCCUGCUGGUUGGCUAUCCCCCUUUCUGGGACGAGGACCAGCACCGCCUGUACCAGCAGAUCAAAGCCGGGGCCUAUGAUUUCCCCUCCCCCGAGUGGGACACGGUGACGCCCGAGGCCAAGGACCUCAUCAACAAGAUGCUGACCAUCAACCCCUCCAAGCGCAUCACGGCCGCCGAGGCCCUCAAGCACCCCUGGAUAUCGCACCGCUCCACCGUGGCCUCCUGCAUGCACAGACAGGAGACCGUGGACUGCCUGAAGAAGUUCAACGCCAGGAGGAAGCUGAAGGGCGCCAUCCUCACCACCAUGCUCGCCACCAGGAACUUCUCCGGAGGGAAGAGUGGAGGGAACAAGAAGAAUGAUGGUGUGAAGAAAAGAAAGUCCAGUUCCAGCGUUCAGUUAAUGGAAUCUUCAGAGAGCACCAACACCACCAUCGAGGACGAAGACACCAAAGUGCGCAAACAGGAAAUUAUCAAAGUGACAGAGCAGCUGAUCGAAGCCAUAAGCAAUGGAGAUUUUGAGUCCUACACGUGAGUCAGCUGGGCUCAUUCUGCAUGUCCUGUCUGAAGGGGGUCCGGGGGGGUCCGGGCGGCUAAUCGGGGUCUUC
Perognathus longimembris pacificus (Pacific pocket mouse) is the source of this 1219-nucleotide messenger RNA. Its product is annotated as calcium/calmodulin-dependent protein kinase type II subunit alpha-like. Gene Ontology annotation, cellular component: cytoplasm; neuron projection. NCBI's taxonomy places the organism in Eukaryota, Metazoa, Chordata, Mammalia, Rodentia, Heteromyidae. Gene Ontology annotation, biological process: protein phosphorylation. Gene Ontology annotation, molecular function: ATP binding; calcium/calmodulin-dependent protein kinase activity; calmodulin binding. The record is from RefSeq and is a predicted model, not a curated record.